This is a messenger RNA of Schistosoma rodhaini, 1788 nucleotides long. The record is from the annotation of a GenBank genome assembly. NCBI's taxonomy places the organism in Eukaryota, Metazoa, Platyhelminthes, Trematoda, Strigeidida, Schistosomatidae.
CUUAUUAUUAACACAUGACCUGAUCAAUUUAGAUUCAUUAUUGUUAUGAAAUCUACUUAUACUUACUUUACAAAUAUCCUUGAUCCGAUCAGAAUGAUUCAAUGAACUGAUUUUAUAUAAUCUAUUAUGAUGAUUAACUGAUUAAACCUUCUCUCUUCACAAUACAUGGAUUCCUUUGAAGAAGAAACAUCUUCAACAAUAUCAUUAACAAGAAAUAAAUACUAUUUAAAUGAAACGUCGAAUUCAGUUGAAAAUAUCCAACGAACAUUUUCUGAAACAGUCCUAUCAUCUUUACGGAACCAAUCAGAUCGAUCUUUAUAUAAUAGAGAGUACAAUUUGAAUUUAUCGUCCUAUAUUACCAAGUCCGAUGAUAAAGAGAACUACGAAUCUCCUAGAUCGAUGCAAAUGUUGACUCCCAAUGAAAUUAUGCAUAAUCAUGAAUCUUUACCAGGAAGUCUAUAUGAAAGUGACCUAUCUUUUCCAAAUAUCAUUGAUCAUUAUGAUCUUUGUACAUUGAAUGAUGGUUUACAUUCACCAUGGCCAUCAAUUGAAGUAGACCAACUGGCAAAUUGGUUAAUUGAGAUGAAUUCAAUGAUUUUUAGUAAACCAUAUAUUUUUCCAAAGUCAAUAUGUACAUCAUCACAGUUCUCUUCCUCCGUCUCACAAUCAUCUUUUUCAUCUUUAGAAUGUAUUGAAACUGAUGAAGAACAGUUGAAGAGUAAAUGUAACAACAGAUCAAAAUGUCGCUUGCCGAACCUUAAAUUUAAGCAUAAAAUUAUCAAUUUAUCAAAGUUGGAAAUGAUUCAUAAACAUUUAGUUAUUAUCGACUGUCGAUAUCCAUAUGAAUAUGAUGCUGGACAUAUUUAUAGUGCUAUCAAUUUAUCUGAUUGGCCACAUCUUUGUAAAUACUUUUUCGGCGCCAAACAAUCUAUUAGAACUUCUGAAGCUGAUCUAAGUAAAUCGUCGUCAUCAUCUUCAACUGGACCAUUUGUUAAACCAAAACCAUCUUCUACUUUAUUUGUAUUACAUUGUGAAUUUUCUACAAAACGUGCACCACAAUUAUUUCAUCUAUUACGUAAUUAUGAUAGAACAUUACAUUUCACUUCAUAUCCUGCUUUAAAAUAUCCAUUUGUUUAUAUAUUACGUGGUGGUUAUUCUGCAUUUUUUAAAAAUUAUCCACAUUUAUGUGAACCUUCUAAUUACUUACAAAUGCAUAGUAGACCAGAUCUUUUAAGUAUUUGGCGUAAACAUUGCAAUAUUGUUAACAGACAACUCAUUAAUGAUAAUCCACAAGUAUGUGUUUAUAAUGAUCAUCAUGAAGAGUUAACCAACCAACAUUCGAAUUUGAACAUUAAAGUACCAUUGAAAAGUAUUACAAAUUUCAAAUAACCAAAAAAUAUGACAUUUUGAUCACUCUUCGUAGAGUAGCAUAGUCUGAUCAUCAGUAUAAGCAAUUCAAAUCUGUCCUGGAUAAUACUCUUCAGGUGCUUCCAAAUCCCGAUGUAUUAUAUUCUUCAACCUUUAUGUUUUCCGCUUGCAUUCAGGAUUUUAGAUUAGCGCUUGCUUCGUGAUGUAAUUCCAUCAAGUGCAAUGCUACUCACUUGUUAGUUAUUUAUUUUUUUUUAAAAAUUAUUCAACAAAAUAUUUUUUUCCAUCUCAUUUCUUCUACUCAUAAUUAUUGAUAUAAGUAGUAUACAUUUCAUUUUUAAAAUGAUUUUACAAAGAAAAAAAAUGUAUCACUUAAAAUACUGAUUCAAUUCAUUAAAAUUGGAACCUGAUAAUAUAAGC